AUGGCAAACCUGCCCAAGGCAACGGAUAUGGAGAUGGAUCCCGCGAAACAAGGCCAGAUGGUUUCUCCACAAGGCCAAGAGACCGGGGUCAACAUAUCAAACCCUUCGGGCCAGCUCUUCCAUCAGAAAACACCGCCGAUGCCAUGGGGUUUGAUGAACUUCUAUGGCAGCGAGCAGCCGUGGGUUCCUCCCGGCAUCUUUGGCGCAUCUCAUCAGGACCGACAAGCAUCGGCACCGAGCACGCAGAGACGAACACCAAAUGGCUUCCAAGGGUGGCGAAGCACUCUCCCUUCGGAAUGCGACACCGGAUUCCCGCCUUCCGACUCCGGUUAUGAAAGCAGGACAAAACAUAGCAUCGAAAACACGUCCGUCUUCAAUGAUGUGGACCGAAGCCAGGACACCCAGAGCCUCUCGGGGCAGAUAAUGGAGUAUCACCCCUUUGGCUUGACCCCCAGCGAUGGCAAUUGGGACAUGGCUGCAACACCAAUCCCCGUUCCUGCAUCCCAAACCAGCGCCGCUGAGAACAUAUUAAUAUGCCCGGGCUGUCAAUCACCUUGCAAGACUCGGUCGGAGUUAAACAAACACCAUCAGCGGCAUCGCAAAGCGCACAAAUGCGAUGUUCCCGGGUGUACCCGCACAGAGGGCUUCGGUACGCUAAACGACCUUGACCGACACAAGGGCAGUGUGCAUCCCGGUAUCUUCAACGCAGGCCCUCGAUAUCGUUGCAUCAUUGGCUCUUGUCAGACCAAGGACAAAAUUUGGCCUAGGGCAGACAACUUCAGGCAACAUUUGAAACGUGUGCAUCGCCAGAUUUUUAACCCCGAGGAUGACCUAAGCAGGUUCAUGCUGUCGCAAAUACCCCAGAGGCCUCAUGACGAUUCAUUUCAACAAAAUGCGCAAGAUGCAUUGGAAGGUGUUGGCUCGGAACUCUCCAGCGAAUGUCCUAUCGUCUGGGAUAGUCGACCACCUGUCUUUGAGGAUAUACAGCUAUCUCCGCAAGAAGAACGGCCAGAAUCCAUGGACCUCAUCCUCGAUCCAUCACUGAAAAGUGUCGACGGGCCAACAUCGGACGUAUCUCUUGACACAGGCAUGGUCGUGCCCAAGGCACAGUUGCAGAACCAAAUUUCCGAAUCAUUUUGUGAGCUUACCGGUCACGACUUCGUACAACCCAAGAAUAUUACGAGAGCACCAUCUCCGAAGGCCGCUGUUAGUGAGCUGGAAGACGAUGGCUCCGAUGGAAUAUGUGCGAACCAGCUUCAGUACACCUUAAUCAACCCGAGCUCGUGCUUGAAACAAGACGUCUCUGACUCGACCAAAGCCCGAGACAGGACCUUUGAAGGCUCCCCAACGGAUAGCAUGGACUGCGACGCUGCCGCUGAUGAUCCAGUUCAUCAAGAACCUACCACAUCCAUUAGGGAGGAACAGUCUGUCGACCAAGACUUUCCUCAAGAGAAGGUGUCGAUGCAUCGCUUUCCUUCGGGUCUCCCGGACAAGGGCCUGAGUCAACAAGCCAUGUUCAAUUAUCUUUCACAGAUGCCUAAGAAUGUCAUCGAGACAUACUUAAAGUCCCAGGCUGAAGCCGCCCCCCAGAAGCGCGCGUCAGCUCCAAGUAUCAAUGCAAAUAGCCCACAUCACUGCCCACAUUCGGACUGUCGAAAGCCUUUCAAUCGCAAAUGCGAGCUCAAGAAGCACAUGAAGCGGCAUCUUAAGCCGUACGGGUGCACGUUCCCCAGCUGUUUUAAGAGGUUCGGCAGCAAGAACGAUUGGAAGCGACAUGAGAACAGCCAGCAUUUCCAGGUGGAAAUGUGGCAGUGCCACGAGAAGAGGGCUGAUAAUGAGAACGAGAGUUGCGGCAAAGUCUGCCUCCGCCGGGAGACCUUCCGGAGCCACCUUUUAAGGGAACAUAAGAUGAAAGAAUCCUCGCAAGUUGACAAGGAACUCGAGAAGUGCCGCGUUGGCCGCGACGGCGAGCCAAGAUUCUGGUGCGGCUUCUGCGUCAAGAUUGUCGACAUCACCCAAAAAGGCCCUAACGCCUGGGCCGAGAGGUUCGACCACAUUGAUAACCACUAUGCGGGCCGAAAUAAUCUUUCUAAAAAAAACCACUCUGACUGGAUACCCGUCGGUCCCGAGCUGCCCGAUGUUGUCCUCACUAGGUCUUCCGAUGCCUCGAGCGACGCGGAAUCGGUCGAUGAAAAUCUUGUUGCUGUCGCCUCGCGAUUACCCCAGGGCAUGAGUGGUCAGACGAGAAAGAGGAGUCUGGGUGACGACGACGAACGACCCAAUUCUAAGCAGGCGAGGACGUACAUGUGGCGUUGUUGCACAUGUCAAUGGGAACUCGUCUACGAAGUGAACGCCAGCUGCAUCGCCUGCUCCCACAUGCGAUGCAGCAACUGCGAUGUAGACUGUAUUACGUCUCAGGACAACAACAAUGCUGGCCGUCCCGCCCAGAGUCAGGAGUAG
Colletotrichum higginsianum IMI 349063 is the source of this 2460-nucleotide messenger RNA. RefSeq names its product C2H2 type zinc finger domain protein. The record is from RefSeq and is a predicted model, not a curated record. Gene Ontology annotation, biological process: regulation of transcription by RNA polymerase II. The transcript is spliced from 5 exons. Bases 1 to 2460 code for a protein of 819 amino acids. NCBI's taxonomy places the organism in Eukaryota, Fungi, Ascomycota, Sordariomycetes, Glomerellales, Glomerellaceae. Gene Ontology annotation, cellular component: nucleus.